Messenger RNA from Limulus polyphemus (Atlantic horseshoe crab), 5364 nucleotides. RefSeq names its product PAS domain-containing serine/threonine-protein kinase-like. The transcript has 18 exons. Gene Ontology annotation, molecular function: protein serine/threonine kinase activity; ATP binding. NCBI's taxonomy places the organism in Eukaryota, Metazoa, Arthropoda, Merostomata, Xiphosura, Limulidae. Gene Ontology annotation, cellular component: cytosol; nucleus; cytoplasm. The coding region runs from base 273 to 3485 and encodes 1070 amino acids. Gene Ontology annotation, biological process: protein phosphorylation; negative regulation of glycogen biosynthetic process; intracellular signal transduction. The record is from RefSeq and is a predicted model, not a curated record.
UGUUAUUAGUAGCCGUAUGAUAAGCAUAAAUCUUGGACGUUCCAAACGUUUAUUGUGAUCCAUAUUGUAUACUAUCAUGCUGGCCUACAAAUGUGUAUUGAAAGUUUCUUGUGGUGGGUACUUCCCAUAACCGAAAAGUUGUUUCUCGCACAACGACUGCGACACAUGGGGGUGCUAUUAUUAAAAAGGGAAACCUGUACGAACGAAAUGCAAUGACGUCGACUAGAAGUGAAGUGUACUCGACACAUCAUUAGGGUAAUGAAUUUUUGGAUAUGGGUGAUCACAAGAAAUGUACCCUAGACAAGUUUAGAGGUGAUGCACUUAACACUUUUAGUUUUGCUGCUAGUCAUUCUAAAGGAAGUUUUGCCAACAUUUCUGAUGCAUCAUAUCAUGCUCGAUCUUUGAGUGAAAGUUGGGUCUUCUACAGUUUUAUUGGAGGUGUACAGAUAAGCUCAAAUUUCUCAACGAAAAUUCAAAAUCCCAACAAGGCAAUUGUUACAAUAAACGCAAGAACAACAGAGAUUCUUGUUGCAAACAAAAUGGCUUGUCAGUUGUUUGGUGUUAAUGGUUCAGAACUGCAUGGCAAGAAAUUGUGUGAUUUUUUCUCAAAGAGAAAAGGCCAGUAUAUUCUGACUGAAACUGAAUUAGAAUCUAAUGGAGAGUUGGUUGUGAUAUCUGGAAAAAUACUUGAUUUGAUUGAUGCUGUGGGAGAUACCACACCUGUAUCUGUAUGGGCACGUCAGUUACCAGAGGAUGAUGAGCCUCGUUGUGUUGUUGUAAUGGAACCUGUUGAAAGAACAACAGCUUCUGUCACAUUUACACCACAGGGUGUGAUUACAAACUGUGACUACAAUUUUGCAACAUUAUGUGGUUAUCUAAACCCCGCUGAUGCAAAACACCAUAAUAUUAGAGAUAUUAUACCCUCUGUAGUGCUGCCACCUACUGAUAGUUGUGGAAAAAAGAUACCAAAAGACAUACGAAAACAGCAAGCAACUGGUCGCACUCGAGAUGGUGCUACAUUCCCAUUAAGUAUCCUUAUUGAGCCACUGUUAAAUAUAGACGCCAUACAAUCAGAAGAAUUAACUUCAGAAAAUCACUCUGAAAUUCAGUUUCUGGCUACUAUUUGGGUAUUUGCUAACAUCAGUGGUAUGAUCACUGUUUUUCCUGAUGGCACCAUUCAUAGCUGUAAUGCAAAUUUUUCACUGAUGUUGUUUGGUUACAGUCAGAGUCAGCUUGUGGGAAAGAAUAUAUCAAAUUUAAUUCCAAGUUUUUAUGAUGAUCUUGAGUUCUUGGACACAGACUCAAUGCCCCUUCCUCCGUUAGAUGAUGAUGAUGACGAUGAUGAUUCACAUGUGGUUUGUCCAUCAGAUGGUCGUACAACAGCAGAGUCAAUUGUCACUGAUCCUCCGAGACCAACAAAUCCUGUUGGAAAACAGAUAGACCUAAUGCUUGAAGAUAUUGUUGGUUCUGUUCAAGGACUAGCAUUAAGUAGACCAAAGCCUACAUCCACCCCUGUUUUAUCUCCAGAAUCUUCAGUGACUGAGUCAUUAACUUCAUCGAGAUCUACUGAUGUUCAUUCUUUUAAUGGAAAACCUUCAGUAUUUCUAGAGGAGAGUAAUCAUUGUAUUUCAGCCCCUGUGAGUAUGAAUCCUGUAGAUGAUAAAAAACAACCCUGCAAAACCACUAUGUCUUUACCAAUAACAAACUUAGACUUUAAUGAAGAUAUACUAGAUAAACAAACUGCAGAGUUGGUGGUCACAAGGGAUAAUUCUCAAAGCACUGGAAGCAGUGAGAACACAAAAUCUGCAAAUCUGUGUACAGAAAACAGACAAGAUGCAUUUGGGUUCAGUAGUGAAGAUAUUGGCACAGGUUCCUCCACAAAACCUGAAAGUUCUGUUAAUGGUUGGAUUACAGAAUUUGGUGACUAUCAGAUUAAACAAUCAGAGAGUUUUCAUUCCACAUCCACAACAACAGCAAGUACUAUUCACAGCUCUACGGAAAGUGCACCCACAGACUUUGUACACGUUAAUACUGAUGCAAUGUCCACCAAGGGAAAUGCUGCCUUGCCAUUUGAACAACUUGCUAAAGAAGUUCUGUCUUGUCAGUUUAGUAAUGAAACUGUUCUUAGCAUUCCUGAAGGUAACUACUUUGGCAUUGGAAGGCAUCGAGAUGGAUCAGACUUAGCAAUUGUUUACCAGAUUAAGAAGGUAGACUUAGAUGACGGUCAGACCUUAUACUGUUUGUGGGUGUCCCGUGAUCCUGAAGAGGUUGGAGAGGGAGGAAGACAGUUCCAUUCAUUUAACCUGGCAUCUAGUUUUAAUAGCACACUUGGUGUAGGUCUUGAUGCCUCAACUCAAUCUCUUCAACAGCAAUCCUUACUUGAAAAGAGUGUCAGUCAAAGCCUUAGUGUCAGUCAAUCAGCAGCAGCAGAACCUCCAGACACUGAGUAUGUUAAAGGAAGUUAUGCUGACCAUUAUACCACUCUUCAACAAAUUGGGAAGGGUGCUUUUGGUUGUGUAAAGAUGGCUUUUCGGAACACUGAUGGUGUUAUAGUGGUAACUAAAUUCAUUCGCAAGGCCAAAGUGUAUGAAGAAUGUUGGGUGUUUGACAGUAUUAUGGGGAAGCGAGUUCCUUUGGAAGUGAGUCUUUUAACAACAUUGAAGCAUCCAAGCAUUGUUCAGGUGAUUGAUGUGUAUGAAAAUGAAAAAUACUUCCAAAUGGUAAUGGAAAAACAUGGAUCAGGAAUGGAUCUUUUUGAAUUCAUAGACAGGAGCCCAAAUUUAGAUGAAGCUUUAGCUAGCUACAUCUUUCGGCAGGUUGUGUCAGCCCUGUCCUACAUGCACAGCCUCAACAUCCUUCAUCGAGAUGUAAAGGAUGAGAACAUUAUUCUUGACCAAUAUUUUCAUGCCAAGCUCAUUGACUUUGGGUCUGCAUCUUUCAUGGCAGCUGAUCGAUACUUCUCAACUUUUUGUGGAACAAUGGAGUACUGUAGUCCAGAAGUUCUUAAGGGAAACAAAUAUCGUGGUCCAGAGUUAGAGAUGUGGGCACUAGGGGUAACUCUCUAUACAUUAGUUUUUGGAGAAAAUCCUUUUUUUGAUGUUGAUGAAACAAUUGCUGCAGUUCUCAGGCCCCCCUUCAAAGUGUCAAACGACCUGACAGACUUGAUAUCAUGGUUACUUCAUCCAGACCCCCAACAUCGAUGCACCCUCUCUGAAGUAGAAAAACAUCCAUGGACAACUCAAGAAGUUUGUCCAGAGAAUUAUAAUUUUGAAAAUGUUGUUCGCACUGUCCCAGAAGAAAUAGAUCCACCAAUGUAUUAUCACAUGGAGUCAUCAUCUCAUGCAUCUGUAGUCCCAGCUCCUGAGCUGGCAAGUUCCAAGACAGUUGAGUUUGGUCUUGAGGCUUGUGGAAAGUUCACCAGAACUAACUCCUCAUUGCUCAUUGAGGCUUCAUCAUACACAGAUGAUCAAGAAAUAUACUUUUAGAAAAUUACUGUUUGAUUAGCACAUCUUGUUCUAUAGUAAAAUUGGUAUGAAAUUUAUUAAAACUUGAAACACUUCUGCUUAAUAUGGAGUAAAAAUGAGCUUGUUUUACAUUCAGAGAGCGUAAUUUACUUAAUAAAGUUUUAAACUUCAGUAAAACCAAAAAUAUGGGCCUUUAUGAAAUAUACUAUUUGCGAAAUGAUGAUUUCAUUUACAUAAACUGCUUUCUACUAAUAUUGUUAAUAUUUAGAGGUUUUUCUCUGUAAAUAAGAUAUUUAUUUCCUUUUUCUGAAACACUAAGGCAUCUGAUUAUGGGUCCUUAUUUUAUUUACACUGUGUGUGUAAUUAAAACACUUAGUCUUUUGAUGUCCAUGCAUGACGUUUCUUACUACUAAAAAUAUCACUUAGCUUAAAGAAAGUUGGCCACUACUUAUUAGAUUAACAAAGUGAGAUUUAAGUGUAAAUUUGCAGUUUAUUAGUAUAAAUUUAAAAUGGGUAAAAAACAGCAUUCCCUUAAAGUCUUAAAGCAAGGGUUGUUAGAAAUUUUACUAUUUACACAAAUAGAUAUUGCAUUCCAUCAACACUAGUUAUCAUUAGGACUUAUAGGGAUCAAGAUAUUCCAUUGCUUUUUAGAAAAAUGCUCACAAAUGAAAAAAAGGUGAGAAGUCCUUGUGUAUUUUUACAGUGUUGUUUGACACAUAAUGUACAUACAAGAAAGAGUAUUAUUUAUAAAGUAGGCAUUCUUUUAAGUAUCAUUAUAAUAAUAAUUAACUAAACAUUACACAAGAUACUGUAGAUGAGAUCCUAUUACUGCAUUCCUUGCAGAAAGUGUUUUUAGUUUUUGUGUAUUAAAAAAACCUUAUUUGCAAUAAUAUAAAAUGUGACCUGGUUUUAAAUAAGGUGUUUGUAUUUCAGUUUUGCUGUGUUUAAUAAAAGUUUUGUCCUUUUAUGUCAGUCUUAACAAUUAUAUGUAAAUAAUAUAGUCCUAUAGGCUGCCCAAACUUUUUGUUUUAAUGACAACCAAGAAAAAGGGAUAGGAAAAUAAAAUAUUUUGCAAAGGUUUAUUUUUUUAGGUUUACACAGAAAUGUAGCAUUAUUUUUAAAGGUAGUAUAUGCAGUUUCCUUUCUCAGGUUUGGUAUGCACUUAUCGUGAGGAAGUUUUGUUUUGUUUUUUAUUUUAAACAAAAAAUAAGUUUGAAUUAUUUAUAAAACAAACAAAGUUUGGACAGAUGUACUAGUAAAACCUUGGUAAAGCUCUGAAAUGCAUUUACUAAUAAGUAUGUAGCAGGCCCUUUUACCUUAAAAUAUUAAUUUCAAUAUUGUAAUCCAUGUAUAGAAUGACAUUAUAUUUGUAUCAUUACUUAUUAAACCACGUAGUUUGGGUGAGACCUAAACUAGCAGCUACUAAAGAGCAAGAUCGAUCAAGUAUUAAACCAAGGUUGUGAGAAGCAAGUGUUUUCAACAUUGUUAGUAAGAAUGUUAGGUAAUAUGUUUGUACAUAUACUAAUAAUACAUGUUAUCUGGUACUUACAAAUUUAAUUUGAUUCCAAGUUCUGGGUAUAAGCAAGUGUUAGUGUGUUGACUGUGCCUUCAGUCUGUUACAUAUCAUAGCUACAUUUGAUAAUGUUAUUGAUAGGUACUUGUAAGUAAACUGGUAUAAAUGCACUUUUUUUAUUUUCAAUAAUUGAAUAUGCUAUACUAGAACCUCUUUCUAAAAUAUUUUAGUUAAGUCUGAUUGUAAAAAAAAAGUAACUAAAUUGUAAAAUACAUUACCAUAACUGCUUGAAGGUUUUCAAAACUUGUAUUGUGCUCCAUAAUUAUUAACAUUGUAUAAAUAUUCUAGUUUUAAGGAUCAAAAAUAUUUUUUUCUUUAAAAGUUGAU